Naegleria lovaniensis is the source of this 918-nucleotide messenger RNA. RefSeq lists its product as uncharacterized. The transcript has 2 exons. Lineage: Eukaryota; Heterolobosea; Eutetramitea; Acrasida; Naegleriidae. The record is from RefSeq and is a predicted model, not a curated record. Bases 1 to 918 code for a protein of 305 amino acids. Gene Ontology annotation, molecular function: phosphatidylinositol transfer activity.
AUGGAUCCAGCAAUCAUCAUGACAAACACACCCGAGGAAGCACUAACAAGCAACGGUCGUACAGCAACGGUCGAGCCACAACGACCACAAUUCACACAAGCAAGUGAAGAAAAAGCAUUCAAUGAAAUUUUGGAGCUCGUUGAGAAGGACCGACCAAAACUGACUCGCUAUCAAGAGUAUUAUGUUUUUGGAGCAGAACCAAAUUAUCAUUGUUUAAUACGAUAUCUUAGGGCUCGUGAUUUUGAUGUGAAAAAAUCAUAUGACCUUUUGAAGAGUACUCUCGAAUGGCUUGAAGACUUUAAGCCAUAUUUGAUAACAGCUUCCAAGAUGACAAAGGAAGCAGCUACUGGAAAAAUAUUUUGUCGUGGAUUUGAUAAAUUUAAUCGGCCAGUGGUUUACAUGAGUCCUGGAAAAGAGAAUACCUAUGAUGGAGAGGGUAAUAUUCAACUCUUGGUGUACUCGUUGUUUACCGCUGUAGCAAGAAUGCCUCCUGGUGUGUCACAAAUGACUUGGAUAUGCAAUUUUGAAGGAUAUACAAUGAAGAAUGCACCAUCUCUCAGCGUCUGUAAACAAACAGUUUCAAUUCUAAGUAGUCAUUUCCCAGAACGAUUAGGUGUUGCUCUAAUUGUAAAUCCUCCCAAGGUGUUUUCAUGGUUUUGGAAAUUAAUUAGUCCAUUCAUUCCACCCGUGACAAAAGAAAAAAUCAAAUUUUGCAACUCCUCCAAGAAGGAAGACAUGAUUGAAUUCUUUUCCCCAUAUUUCACACUAGACAUGCUUCCAAAGGAUUUUAACGGAAAUCUUGAUAAUACUUUCACUGAGGCAGUGUGGGAAGAGGAAAAGAAAAUUGAUGAUACCAGACUUGAACGAAUUGCUCACAUUGUCGACGUUUCUGAACUUUACAAUAAUCCAAAGAAAUAA